Molecule: messenger RNA, 1407 nt
Organism: Rhea pennata
Lineage: Eukaryota; Metazoa; Chordata; Aves; Rheiformes; Rheidae
Gene: NOXO1
Product: NADPH oxidase organizer 1
Exons: 7
Coding region: 7-1407 (466 amino acids)
Biological process (GO): superoxide anion generation
Cellular component (GO): cytoplasm
Molecular function (GO): protein binding; superoxide-generating NADPH oxidase activator activity; phosphatidylinositol binding
Source: RefSeq, a predicted model, not a curated record
AACUACAUGAUAUUUGUGUCCUGGUCAGAUCGAAACAACAUUCUCAUCUACCGGACGUUUGAAGAAUUCGAGAGAUUCCAUAAAGAUCUGAAGAGAAAAUUCCCCAUUGAGAGUGGUUCACUGAGGAAAUCAGACCGGACUAUACCCAAGUUUAAAGAUACAAAUGUGAAGCACAGAAAGAAUGGAAAGUUGAACAGGUCCUUGGAAAGAUUAAAACUGCUGGAAACUUACUCUCAGGAGCUGCUGAAAAUGGAUGCUAAGAUCUCCCAGAGUGAAAAUGUGGUUCAGUUUUUCAAGGCACAAACCCAAGACCUAGAUCCUUCCUUUCCUGAAAAUAGUGCUGUGAUCAUGCCAUCAGAAAUUGGAGGGGAAAGGAAAAACCAGCCGCAGCAGCACCUCCCCUCUAUUACGUGCCCACAGGCAUCUCAGAGCUACAGAUGCAUUGAAACCUUUGAGACCAAAGACACAAAAAACAAGACUUUCAAAGUUGCUAAGAAGGAAAUUGUUGAAGUGUUAAUCAAGGACAUGACUGGGUGGUGGCUAGUGGAAAAUGCAGACAAGCAGAUAGCCUGGUUCCCAGCCCCAUACCUGGAAGAGAUUGACAUCCACAAGGACAUCCAGAAUACCUUCAGCUCAAAUGAAGAGGGCAGCUUGUAUUUUGCUGUGCAAGCUUAUGAGUCUCAGAAAGCAGAUGAGCUCUCUCUAAACAACGGAGUCAUCGUGGAGGUGGUCAGAAAAUCUGAUGAUGGCUGGUGGCUGACCCGGUACAAUGGACAUAUUGGCUACAUCCCCUCCAUGUGCCUCCGGCCCUACAAGAAUCCUCACAGCAGGCUCCAGACCAUUGUGAGCUGCAGGCUCAAUGCCUCCACCCCUGACCUCUCCUCCUCCCUGGGGGCUCUUCAGGCCCUGGACAAAGUGGCAGGAGAGAGUGUGGUGCCGCCUUGUCCUCCUCUUGACUUGACUGAAGAAGGGACUUCGACAAGCAGAUCGAGAUCUUUGCCCAGGGCCAGCUCCACUCCAGAUUUGGAGACCGAUAGCUCGUCUCUCAGCUCAGGCAGUGAGCGGGAUGGCAAGGCAGGCUGGAAGCCUGACUUAUCAAGGUCUCUGCCUGAAGUCGAGCAGGCCAGGAGCUCUCCCCUCGGGAAGGCCUUGGCAACACACAACAGUAAAUUUCCACACCUCACCCACAAAGACAGGAACGAUUCUGGCUUUGUGGAGUCAUCUGCCACUGAUCUAAGUUACUCCGUCGUUGACUCAGACUUGGCUGCCUGUGUCCCCAAGGUACCCAUGCGCCCCUCAGUCCAUGAGAUCCUCCAGAAGUGCAGCACCGUCACAAAACGAGCCAUGCAGCAGUCAGCCUCCCGGCCGGCCCUCCCAACUCUGCACACUCUCCAGAGCGUGCAGUAG